Rubroshorea leprosula is the source of this 1061-nucleotide messenger RNA. The record is from the annotation of a GenBank genome assembly. NCBI's taxonomy places the organism in Eukaryota, Viridiplantae, Streptophyta, Magnoliopsida, Malvales, Dipterocarpaceae.
CCCAGCUAACCAUUUUACCCCUUCCCCUACUCAAAGGUAAUUUAUGUAAAUUUACCCCUUUCAAAAAAAAAAAUUAAUUAAACAAUAAUAAUAAUAAUAAAUGAAAAUAAAAUGAUAAACAAAGAACAAAACCCGAAUCCCUCAAAUCUUCAACCCACAAAUUCGCCGCCUACCCUUCCGAUCGCAGAGACUCUCAGCUCACUCACUCAUCAAGCAAAGGUAACAGAGAAGCCUACAUUUUGCAUUUCUCUUCGUUCACAAGAGCUCAUUUCUAUUUUUCAUUCAGAUCGCAGUUACAAACAUGGCCCAGAAGAAUCAUAGCAGCAACAAAAUGCAAAUGGCGAAGGGGAAGGGGAAGACUGCAAGUUCAUCCCCCGUCCCCACCAGGUGCUCCAAGUGUCAACAAUUCGUCAGGGAUAUCGAGGCACUCGUCAAGCACCAGGACCUCGCCAAAAGGAACAACAACAAAUGUCCUGUGGAGAAGAAAAAGUAGGUUAAUGCUUAGAAAUACAAUUUCAAUUCAGAAUUUCAAUCCAGUAUUCUGUUAAAAGUACUUUCAGUUUCUGAAAACAAAAUGUGAAUGAAAUUCUGUGGUAAGUGGGGUUUAAACUAGGUGUGUUCAAAUGGUUGAGUUACUUUCAUCAAAUUAACUACAAGAGGUAUGAAUGGUAUGCCUCCCUCUUAAAUGGAUAAAUCCCUUCCUCUUAAAGUUUGCUUUGCAAGAUCUAUCUUUAGAAAUGUUCGUAAUUUGUUUUACAUAUAAGUAAUAGUAUCUUGGUGCUUGUAAUGCUGGUGGUUGAUAGUAGUAGGAAAAGGUUCUUCCCCUGACAGAACCUGACUAAGAAAGGGUGUUCCCCUUUUAUUAUUGUAUAUUAUUACCAUUCCUUUCAACCUCUUAUAGGUUAUCUUCUAACUCUCACAUGUUUUUCCUUCAAUCUACCUUUCUUCUAUUUUUUCCUCGUGAAACAGUUUAAUCUUCAGCUUCACAAUGCUAUGACUUUCAUGAAUGGAUGGCAUGUGAAUGAUUAGGCAAUAAGACUGAAUACAACCAUCAAAAUGCC